CUUCCGGCGGCGCGCGGGUAGUGUGGCCAUGGCGGCGGGCGGCGGCGAUCCGCGGACCGGCGACGUGGAGGAGGACGCGUCACAGCUCAUCUUUCCCAAAGAGUUUGAAACUGCUGAGACACUUCUCAAUUCAGAAGUUCACAUGCUCCUGGAGCACCGGAAGCAGCAGAACGAGAGUGCAGAGGACGAACAGGAGCUCUCCGAGGUCUUCAUGAAGACCUUAAACUACACGGCCCGUUUCAGCAGGUUCAAAAACAGAGAGACCAUUGCCAGUGUCCGGAGCUUGUUGCUCCAGAAAAAGCUGCAUAAGUUUGAGUUGGCCUGUUUGGCCAACCUUUGUCCGGAGACUGCUGAGGAGUCCAAGGCUCUGAUCCCAAGCCUGGAGGGGCGGUUUGAAGAUGAGGAGUUGCAACAGAUUCUUGAUGAUAUCCAGACAAAGCGUAGCUUUCAGUAUUAAUCUCCAAACUUACGGCAGCUUGGGGGCUGACAUCCCCAGCCCUGGGGCUGGGGCAGAAACUAUGCUAGAAAACACACACACGGGCUUCCUGUGGCUAGAACGACACAGCUUGGUGUUGGUUUUGUUGCCAUCUCAAACUGGACUCUUGGACCCAGGUGACCAUGUCGUCCUUUAGAGGGACCUUGCAGUGGCUGCCUGUGGCUUUUGAGCAUGCUAAAUCUUCCUGAGCCUCUGGGAAGGCUGCUGUGGGACAGUUGAACUAUACGCUACACUAUUGACUACCUCGAAACAUGGUAUUUGGCCCCUACGUUACUUUUGGUUUCAUGUUUUAAUUUCAGUGAGUUUACAGUUUUGAAACCAGGCUAGAACAUGUAAAAUGCGUUUGGGGAAAAGAACAUUCUUACCCAGGUGCAAAAGGAAAAAUUAAACCGGACCAGUUUGUGGUUUGGAAUUCUUAAAGAAAGGAUGACUGUUAGUGACUGUGAGGGCGCCUUGGUACCAUUGGGUCUAACCCAGGAGACGGAGAAGGAGCUCACAUGGAAAGUGUUUCCACCUGAAGACGAUGGUGCAACCUGUUUGGGGUGGUGAGAGGGGACAUAGCUUUGAGGUUGAGCAAAAUGUAAAUUUGGAGUAAGUGGUCCUGAAGCACUCAUUUUGUUACCCCAAUGAAGAUUUUUCCUUUAGAGCCCAUACUUUGUAGGGCUCUAACCCUUUGAAGUCUCUUCCUCUUCAAGGCCAUCCAGUACAAAUGCUGGGACUGCGGGUUGGCAACAGGUGUGCUUCGAUGGGGUGAUUGGGGAGAGCACCUGUCCUAUCAUGAGCCAUCACAGGUGAAGCACCGUGGUCCGAGGCUGGGUUGGGGGAACCCUGAGGGCUCUACAUUCUAGCUUUGGUUCUUCUGACUGGAAAUAGGCCUGUUGUCCUCACAAUUUGGGGUUUUCUCUUUGGAGCACUUGCCAGCUGGAUAUGAACUCAGGAUCCAAGGAGAAGGCUGGGGAAAGAACACAGUUGGCUUUAAAGGUCAUGAGAGUUUUAUGGCAGUGGCUGGCUAAGGCAAAAAUAAAAUACUUUUAUUUUCAGAA
Choloepus didactylus (southern two-toed sloth) is the source of this 1539-nucleotide messenger RNA. It is a transcript of the gene POLR2D, whose product is annotated as RNA polymerase II subunit D. Lineage: Eukaryota; Metazoa; Chordata; Mammalia; Pilosa; Megalonychidae. The record is from RefSeq and is a predicted model, not a curated record. Gene Ontology annotation, biological process: mRNA export from nucleus in response to heat stress; transcription initiation at RNA polymerase II promoter; positive regulation of translational initiation. The transcript has 4 exons. Gene Ontology annotation, molecular function: nucleotide binding; translation initiation factor binding. Gene Ontology annotation, cellular component: P-body; RNA polymerase II, core complex. The coding region runs from base 29 to 457 and encodes 142 amino acids.